This is a messenger RNA of Orcinus orca (killer whale), 1377 nucleotides long. It is a transcript of the gene SAR1A, whose product is annotated as secretion associated Ras related GTPase 1A. The transcript is spliced from 7 exons. Gene Ontology annotation, biological process: endoplasmic reticulum to Golgi vesicle-mediated transport; vesicle organization; intracellular protein transport. The record is from RefSeq and is a predicted model, not a curated record. Bases 741 to 1337 code for a protein of 198 amino acids. NCBI's taxonomy places the organism in Eukaryota, Metazoa, Chordata, Mammalia, Artiodactyla, Delphinidae. Gene Ontology annotation, molecular function: GTPase activity; GTP binding. Gene Ontology annotation, cellular component: COPII vesicle coat; endoplasmic reticulum exit site.
CAGGCGGUUCUGUGGGGCCGCGGGACUCGUUCUGGGCGGGGACGGGCCGGCUUGGCCGGGUCUGCUCGGUCCCCUGCCGGCCUCUCGGGUAUUGGGUCCAUCAGCAUUCCGCUCGGGGGUUUUGCAGCUGCUGGGCAGGAUAACAGUUUUCCUGUCGGUACGGUGCGCUCUGGUUUCCGAAUCGGCUUCAUAUCCCCUGUCUCGGAUGAGCUUCAGCCCUCGGUGGGGUGGAUUGAAGUCCUUGAUGAUUAUCCUUUUUUAUUUUAUUUUAUUUUUAUUUUACAGAUUCGGGGACUAAGGCUCGUUGAGGCACAGUGAAUUGCCCAAGGCCCCGCAGAUAGCAAGUUGCAUCAUUGUGACAUUUUGAUCCAGAUUAUUGAUGGGGCUGAUUUCCUAGAAGUUUUGCUAACUGGUAGACAGCAGUGGUGUAUCUAGGGAAUGCGAAUGAGCAGCUGCCUGGAGGAGUGAAUCACACAGCAAAAGAGGAAAGUAUCUUUAACUCCUAGUCUUCUGAGUAUCAUAGAUUGGAAACGUAGAAAACCAGAAGUUUGUGCAGAUCUGAGGACCCCAGAGACUUCCCUCCAGAGUGCACAAUCCUUUGUUUUCUUAUGCCCCAAAACAUGGGACUGUAAACAUGCAUCAGGGCCAGUGAAUGAGAGUUAACUUCUCCGAAAUAUACUAGCAUUCAGAAAGCUAAUGUUUGCUGCUUUCCUAUUUUAUACAGGUAGUAAGCAUUAAUAAUGUCUUUCAUCUUUGAGUGGCUCUACAAUGGCUUCAGCAGUGUGCUCCAGUUCCUAGGACUCUACAAGAAAUCUGGAAAACUUGUAUUCUUGGGUUUAGACAAUGCAGGCAAAACCACUCUUCUACACAUGCUCAAAGAUGACAGAUUGGGCCAACAUGUUCCAACAUUACAUCCGACAUCAGAAGAGCUGACAAUUGCUGGAAUGACUUUUACAACUUUUGAUCUUGGUGGGCAUGAACAAGCCCGUCGAGUUUGGAAAAAUUAUCUCCCCGCAAUUAAUGGGAUUGUCUUUCUGGUGGACUGUGCAGAUCAUCCUCGACUCAUGGAAUCCAAAGUUGAGCUUAAUGCUUUAAUGACUGAUGAAACAAUAUCCAACGUGCCAAUCCUUAUCUUGGGUAACAAAAUUGACAGAACAGAUGCAAUCAGUGAAGAAAAACUGCGUGAGAUAUUUGGGCUUUAUGGACAGACCACAGGAAAGGGGAAUGUGACCCUGAAGGAGCUGAAUGCCCGCCCUAUGGAAGUGUUCAUGUGCAGUGUGCUCAAGAGGCAAGGCUAUGGCGAGGGCUUCCGUUGGCUCUCCCAGUAUAUUGACUGAUGUUUGGACAGUGAAAAUAAAAGAGUUUUACUUCUCUGGA